GCUGCCCCGGCGCUGCGCCGCCUGCCCCGCUGCCCGCCGCCCGCCGCCGCCGCGGGGCAGCGCCGCCACUAUGCCGACAAGCGGAUCAAGGUGGCAAACCCAGUGGUGGAGAUGGACGGGGACGAGAUGACACGGAUCAUCUGGGCCUUCAUUAAGGAGAAGCUCAUCCUGCCCAACGUGGAUGUCCAGCUAAAGUACUUCGACCUGGGGCUGCCGCAUCGGGACAAGACGGAUGACCAGGUCACCAUUGACUCAGCGCUGGCCACGCAGAAGUACAGCGUGGCUGUCAAGUGUGCCACCAUCACGCCUGAUGAAGCCAGGGUGGAAGAGUUCAAGCUGAAGAAGAUGUGGAAGAGCCCCAACGGCACCAUCCGGAACAUCCUGGGGGGGACGGUGUUCCGGGAGCCCAUCAUCUGCAAGAACAUUCCCCGGCUGGUGCCCGGCUGGACCAAGCCCAUCACCAUCGGCCGCCACGCCCACGGUGACCAGUACAAAGCCACCGACUUCGUGGUGGACAAGUCCGGGACGUUCAAGAUGAUCUUCACGCCAAAGGACGGCAGCGGCACCAAGGAGUGGGAAGUGUUCAACUUCCCCGGCGGCGGCGUGGGCAUGGGCAUGUACAACACGGACGAGUCCAUCUCUGGCUUUGCGCACAGCUGCUUCCAGUACGCCAUCCAGAAGAAGUGGCCGCUCUACCUGAGCACUAAGAACACCAUCCUCAAGGCCUAUGACGGGCGCUUCAAGGACAUCUUCCAGGAGAUCUUUGAUAAGCACUACAAGACGGAGUUUGACAAGCUGAAGAUCUGGUACGAGCACCGGCUCAUCGACGACAUGGUUGCCCAGAUGCUGAAAUCCUCCGGCGGCUUCGUCUGGGCCUGCAAGAACUACGACGGGGAUGUCCAGUCAGACAUCCUGGCCCAAGGGUUCGGCUCCCUGGGGUUGAUGACCUCUGUCCUGGUGUGCCCGGACGGGAAGACCAUUGAGGCCGAGGCCGCCCACGGCACUGUCACCCGCCACUACCGGGAGCACCAGAAGGGCCGACCCACCAGCACCAACCCCAUUGCCAGCAUCUUCGCCUGGACGCGCGGCCUGGAGCACCGCGGCAAGCUGGACAGCAACCCGGAGCUCAUCAAGUUUGCGCAGACGCUGGAGAAGGUGUGCGUGGACACCGUGGAGAGCGGGACCAUGACCAAGGACCUCGCUGGCUGCAUCCACGGCCUUGCCAAUGUGAAGCUGAAUGAGCACUUUGUGAACACUACCGACUUCCUCGAUGCCAUCAAGAACAACCUGGACAAGGCUCUGGGCAAGAAAUAGGAGACAGCCUCUCCAUCUCUGGGAUGGAUGGGGUUGGGAGGGGCCCAGUGCCCUCCCCAGCUCCCCAGCACAGCUCAGGAACAGUUGAAUAAUUUUUCUAAA
Molecule: messenger RNA, 1416 nt
Organism: Melospiza georgiana
Lineage: Eukaryota; Metazoa; Chordata; Aves; Passeriformes; Passerellidae
Gene: IDH2
Product: isocitrate dehydrogenase (NADP(+)) 2
Exons: 11
Coding region: 112-1314 (400 amino acids)
Biological process (GO): isocitrate metabolic process
Cellular component (GO): mitochondrion
Molecular function (GO): magnesium ion binding; NAD binding; isocitrate dehydrogenase (NADP+) activity
Source: RefSeq, a predicted model, not a curated record